Mucor velutinosus is the source of this 1305-nucleotide messenger RNA. RefSeq lists its product as uncharacterized. The record is from RefSeq and is a predicted model, not a curated record. NCBI's taxonomy places the organism in Eukaryota, Fungi, Mucoromycota, Mucoromycetes, Mucorales, Mucoraceae. Gene Ontology annotation, biological process: proteasome-mediated ubiquitin-dependent protein catabolic process. Bases 1 to 1305 code for a protein of 434 amino acids. The transcript is spliced from 7 exons. Gene Ontology annotation, cellular component: proteasome regulatory particle, base subcomplex. Gene Ontology annotation, molecular function: ATP hydrolysis activity; ATP binding; proteasome-activating activity.
AUGCCACCUAAAGCCGAUUGGGAAAAAUACGAAAAGAACGUCGAGGAUAAGGAGGAAGAGAAGAUUGUUGCUUUGGACGAAGGAGAUAUUAAAUUACUGACCACCUAUGGUCAAGGUCCAUAUACCAAAGAGUUGAAAUCUUUAGAGCAAGACUUGAAGGAUAUUCAGAAGCGUGUCAAUGAACAUAUUGGCGUCAAGGAAUCUGAUACAGGUCUUGCUGCACCCAAUUUGUGGGAUAUUCCUGCUGAUAAACAAAGAAUGUCAGAAGAGCAGCCUUUGCAAGUUGCCCGUUGUACAAAGAUCAUUCAAGGAGAGAACAACGAAGAUCCAAAAUAUGUCAUCAAUGUCAAGCAAAUUGCAAAGUUUGUUGUCGAAUUAGUUAGACAUGUUUCUCCUACAGAUAUUGAAGAAGGCAUGCGUGUGGGUGUCGAUCGUACAAAGUAUCAAAUUCAAAUCCCCUUACCACCCAAGAUUGAUCCUUCGGUUACCAUGAUGCAAGUAGAGGAGAAGCCUGAUGUCACUUACAGCGAUAUUGGUGGUUGUAAAGAGCAGAUCGAACGUCUUUGUGAAGUUGUUGAAUUACCACUUCUUCAACCAGAGAGAUUCGUUAAUCUUGGUAUUGAUCCUCCCAAGGGUGUCUUAUUAUAUGGUCCUCCUGGUACUGGUAAGACUCUUUGUGCUCGUGCAGUAGCCAACAGAACCGACGCUACUUUUAUCCGUGUCAUUGGUUCUGAACUCGUUCAAAAGUACGUUGGUGAAGGUGCUCGUAUGGUCCGUGAAUUGUUUGAAAUGGCUCGUACAAAGAAGGCUUGUAUUAUCUUUUUUGAUGAAGUAGAUGCCAUUGGUGGCGCCAGAUUCGACGAUGGUGCUGGUGGAGAUAACGAAGUACAACGUACCAUGUUGGAACUGAUCAAUCAAUUGGACGGUUUUGACCCCAGAGGUAAUAUCAAGGUGCUGAUGGCUACAAACAGACCCGAUACUUUGGAUCCUGCUCUUUUGAGACCUGGUCGUUUGGAUCGUCGUGUCGAAUUUGGCUUGCCUGAUUUAGAGGGUCGUGCUCAUAUCAUGAGAAUCCAUGCAAAGAGUAUGAGCGUAGAGCGUGAUAUUCGUUAUGAGUUGAUUGCUAGAUUGUGUCCCAAUGCAACUGGUGCUGAAUUGAGAAGUGUGUGUACUGAAGCUGGUAUGUUUGCUAUUCGUGCUAGAAGAAAGGUUGCUACCGAGAAAGAUUUCUUGGAAUCUGUCAAUAAGGUUAUCAAGGGCUACCAAAAGUUCUCCAGUACUCCCAAGUAUCUCAUGUGGAAUUAA